This is a messenger RNA of Aspergillus clavatus NRRL 1, 396 nucleotides long. RefSeq names its product ankyrin repeat domain-containing protein. The record is from RefSeq and is a predicted model, not a curated record. Gene Ontology annotation, molecular function: protein binding. The transcript has a single exon. NCBI's taxonomy places the organism in Eukaryota, Fungi, Ascomycota, Eurotiomycetes, Eurotiales, Aspergillaceae. The coding region runs from base 1 to 396 and encodes 131 amino acids.
AUGCUUUUCUGGAUGGAAGGACAUAUCAGCAUCGUGCAGCUCUUGUUGAGAAACGGUGUCGAUAUCAAUACUCCGCCCAUGAGGUAUAAGGGGUUCACAGCCCUACAAGGCGUUGCAUUUGGUGGCCACGGCGAUAUCCUCAAACUCCUCUUGGACGCCGGGGCAAAUGUCAAUGCGAGGGGAUCUUAUUAUAACGGAUAUACAGCUUUGUCUGCGGCUGCCAAAGGUGGGCAUCGACAGAUUGUUGAGGCUCUACUUCAGGCUGGCGCCGACGUUUCAAUUGCAUCUGGGAAUACAUUGUGGACACCUUCGCGGAUUGCCAUAUUUCGAGGACACACAGAUAUUGCGCAAUUGUUGAAGAAGCGAGAGGUUUGGGGGUGUCAGGCUGUUGACUGA